This is a messenger RNA of Physella acuta, 318 nucleotides long. Its product is annotated as transmembrane protein 14C-like. The record is from RefSeq and is a predicted model, not a curated record. Lineage: Eukaryota; Metazoa; Mollusca; Gastropoda; Physidae. Gene Ontology annotation, cellular component: mitochondrial membrane. Gene Ontology annotation, biological process: regulation of heme biosynthetic process.
AUGUCUUUUCCUUUGGAUUUAAUUACGGCAGCUUAUGCUGCUACUAUAGCUGCUGGUGGCAUAGUUGGAUAUGUAAAGGCUGGUAGUGUUCCCUCUUUAGCCAUGGGUGUUGCUUGCGGUACACUGAUGAUGUUUGGAGCAUUUCAGAUGGGCCAAGAACCCAAAAAUGUCACAUUAUCCUUAGUGACUUCUGCUGUUCUAACUGGUGUCAUGGGAUACCGUUUUUCUAACAGUGGUAAAUUCAUGCCAGCUGGUUUAGUUGGUGCAUUGAGUUUAUUGAUGGUUCUGAGGCUCACCUAUAAAGUUAUGACAAACUAA